Molecule: messenger RNA, 1842 nt
Organism: Osmerus eperlanus (European smelt)
Lineage: Eukaryota; Metazoa; Chordata; Actinopteri; Osmeriformes; Osmeridae
Gene: acot7
Product: acyl-CoA thioesterase 7
Exons: 10
Coding region: 140-1174 (344 amino acids)
Biological process (GO): acyl-CoA metabolic process; palmitic acid biosynthetic process
Cellular component (GO): extracellular exosome; cytosol; nucleoplasm
Source: RefSeq, a predicted model, not a curated record
UCUUCAGUAUCUAGCUAUACCGGCCUGGCUACCAGAGCCGCAGCCUGAAUGACAGUAGAAGUCUAGAGAGUAGCCUAUUAGUCUACUCACGCAGUCUCGGGCAGAAACGAGUCUUAGCUAUUGGGCCACAAAGCAAGUCAUGUCAGCAACCAAAUCGCAAGAGUCAUCACAUGGCCUUCAAAUAUGCAGGCUCAUGCGCCCGGAUGAUGCCAACAUUGUGGGCAACGUCCAUGGUGGCACCAUCCUAAAAAUGAUUGAAGAGGCCGGCUGUAUCAUUGGCACACGCCACUGCAACACCCAGCCAGGAGAUCGCUGUGUUGCCGCUCUUGCCAGGGUGGAGCGCACGGACUUUCUGUACCCCAUGUUCAUUGGUGAGGUGGCUCAUGUCAGCGCAGAGAUCACCUACGCCUCUAAACACUCUGUGGAGGUGCAGGUCAACGUCAUGUCUGAGAAUAUCCUCACAGGCUCUAAGAAACUGACCAACAAGGCAGCUUUAUGGUAUGUCCCCUUCUCCAUCCAGAACCUGGAGAAGAUUAUUAAAGUGCCUCCCAUCAAAUAUGCCAGUGCGGAAGAGGAGGCGGAAGGGAAGAGGCGAUAUGAGGCCCAGAAGAUGGAGAGACUGGAGACCAAGGAGAGAAACGGAGAGCUGAGUCGUCCUGUGCCUGCCCCAGAUAGAACAACAAAAGAGCCACACACUGUUGGAUUCAGCCAGUCUAGCCUGAUUCAUCUAGUGGGACCCUCUGACUGCACACUGCUAGGAUUUGUCCACGGAGGUGUGACUAUGAAGUUAAUGGACGAAGUGGCUGGUAUUGUGGCAGCUCGACACUGCAAGACCAACAUUGUCACUGCCUCUGUGGAUGCCAUCAACUUCCAUCGCAAGAUAAAAAAAGGCUGUGUGGUGACUGUGUCUGGUCAGAUGACGUUCACCAGCAACAAGUCCAUGGAGAUUGAGGUAUUUGUGGAUGCUGAUCCUCUGAUCGAGACAGAGGAGGGGAAGUAUCGUGCCGUCACAGCCUUCUUCACUUACAUCUCCCUGGACAAGGAGGGCAAGCCUUUACCCGUUCCCCCACUCAAGCUUGAAGGGGAGGAAGAGCAGAAGAGGUUUGAGGAAGGGAAAGAACGGUAUCUUCAGAACAAGACAAAGAGACUGGCAGGCAUAGAGAGAAAACAAUGACAUCACUCUCCACCACGAUAGAAACCCAGGAACACCGUAGCACCAUGCCAUUCCGUUCCUGUCUUAAAUAGCAAACCAAGAGAAAAAUGUGUGACUUGGAAAAAAAGAUGAGCUGCUUCUUUUAACUUUUGUUUCAGUGCGUGCAACACACCAAAGUGUCUAUACUGUAACUGUAUAUGAAGGAAAACUAUAAAAGUAUUAUUUUAUCCACUAAAUAUUUAUUUUUAAGAAGGCUAGACAUGCAUACAUCUGUGUAAAACGUUCUGUAUGUGCGUCAGAAGAUAACAAAUAAAUAUAUGUGAGUAAAAUAAUAUUCUACAAACAAUCAGUUAUUGCCUUACAACCUUGGUGUGUUCUCUGAUGUCAUUGUCUUGGGCCUGCCUUGGUGAAGAGUGCCACCACGAUGCAUCUUUUCUGCAUUUUGUUAUUCACAGAGAUGUCAGCCCUGGGCGGCAUGGUUCUGACUCAACAGUCAUCUCUCUCUCUCCUCCUCCCCUCUCUCUGUCUGCACCCUUCUCAAUCACCCUGUCAUUGCCUACUCUAACUGUGUCUGUAUUGCAUUCUUUACAUAGGCUUCAGAUGUUUUACUAUCUUCCUUCACCUCUAUUUCCUUUUUGCAUUCUCUUUAUAUUUUGAUUGAUAUAGUACAGGAUUCUCCAGUGGCCUGA